Biomphalaria glabrata is the source of this 1158-nucleotide messenger RNA. RefSeq lists its product as uncharacterized. Bases 1 to 1158 code for a protein of 385 amino acids. The record is from RefSeq and is a predicted model, not a curated record. Lineage: Eukaryota; Metazoa; Mollusca; Gastropoda; Planorbidae. The transcript is spliced from 4 exons.
AUGUUGAACAAAAUUAAAGUGACAGAGGAUGACUUGGCAUUGAAAGAGGAUGACUUGGCAUUGACAGAUGAUGACUUGGAAGUGACAGAGGAUGACUUGGCAUUGACAGAGGAUGACUUGGAAGUGACAGAGGAUGACUUGGCAUUGACAGAGGAUGACUUGGCAUUGACAGAGGAUGACUUGGAUGACUUGGCAUUGACAGAGGAUGACUUGGAAGUGACAGAGGAUGACUUGGCAUUGACAGAGGAUGACUUGGAAGUGACAGAGGAUGACUUGGCAUUGACAGAGGAUGACUUGGCAUUGACAGAGGAUGACUUGGCAUUGACAGAGGAUGACUUGGCAUUGACAGAGGAUGACUUGGAAGUGACAGAGGAUGACUUGGCAUUGACAGAGGAUGACUUGGAAGUGACAGAGGAUGACUUGGCAUUGACAGAGGAUGACUUGGCAUUGACAGAGGAUGACUUGGCAUUGACAGAGGAUGACUUGGAAGUGACAGAGGAUGACUUGGCAUUGACAGAGGAUGACUUGGCAUUGACAGAGGAUGACUUGGCAUUGACAGAGGAUGACUUUGAAGUGACAGAGGAUGACUUGGCAUUGACAGAGGAUGACUUGGCAUUGACAGAGGAUGACUUGGAAGUGACAGAGGAUGACUUGGAAGUGACAGAGGAUGACUUGGCAUUGACAGAGGAUGACUUGGCAUUGACAGAGGAUGACUUGGAAGUGACAGAGGAUGACUUGGAAGUGACAGAGGAUGACUUGGCAUUGACAGAGGAUGACUUGGAAGUGACAGAGGAUGACUUGGCAUUGACAGAGGAUGACUUGGCAUUGACAGAGGAUGACUUGGAAGUGACAGAGGAUGACUUGACAUCAACAGAGGAUGACUUGGAAGUGACAGAGGAUGACUUGGCAUUGACAGAGGAUGACUUGGAAGUGACAGAGGAUGACUUGGCAUUGACAGAGGAUGACUUGGCAGUUUGCUAUGUCACAAAGUCCGAACAAGGUUCUCGUCCUGCAGAUAUUGGCGGUGAUGGAGAUGGGUACGAGGGGUAUCAUUAUCAGUCAAAGUUAAAUGGUUUGAGAUGCUUGAAUCGUCAUUUGGGGAUUGCCUCAGAGCCUCAGGCUCAGAUUGCAGUUGGAAUUUCAAAGUCUUCGGACUAG